Messenger RNA from Parnassius mnemosyne (clouded apollo), 5753 nucleotides. Lineage: Eukaryota; Metazoa; Arthropoda; Insecta; Lepidoptera; Papilionidae. The record is from the annotation of a GenBank genome assembly.
AUAUAGGAUUUUUUUAUAUGGGAGUGAUAUAAGAAACUAUUUUUCUUAUAUCAAUGAGAAAAACAGAAAAUUAAUUCUACUUACAUAUGUAUUGCAUAUUAAUUUAUGAAUUGUGAUUAAAGCUAUUGGAAAUAGAAAUGGCCUAUUUUAGUGAAAUUUGUAGAAUCUGUUUAUGCGAUAAUGUACGCAUGUAUGUACUAAAGAAGACUGGUCUCGAAAAUUUGUACAAAACAUUGACGAAUAAUUUUAUGGACGAGGAUGAGGAGCCCAUAAUUAUCUGUUUCACCUGUCAUGCAAGACUCAUUCGUUGCAGAACAUUACAACAACAGGCUAUUGAGUCAAAUGCAAUUCUGGAGCAGUUGCUUGCAGGAGGGUCCAUGGUAUUAUCCGUUCCAUCCAUUAAACCUAUAAAAGUCCCUCAUAGAUUGCCUCAUAUACGAGGGGUUUUGCCAUAUUUGCUACGCUUGGCAGGUUGGUAACCAUAGUUUAUAUUAUUCUGAGUUGUUAGGAAAAUGCUGCCUCUCAACUCCUGUUUCUGUUUCCCUCUGUCGCUUCUUACGACACCCUUCCCGUGGGUAGGUAUAUAGGCUAGUGGAUAUUCUUACACCGCCACUACAUGGUCCACGGUAUUAUACCUGUUAUUAAUAAAAGUUCACUGCUUGAUGGGUCACUACCAUUAUAAUGAAGUAGUUGCCUUAAUCAUCACUUGGCAGGCACCUUGAUGAUCACUACCUGUCUCAUGCCUUCUAUGCUACUUCCCGUUGCCAUAUGGGAGAAUGUUUUUUCUACUGCAAAGUUAAGUUUAUCCUUCAAUUCAACUUACUUUUUUGUUAGAGCAAUAUCCUAUAUUUUAUGAAUUACAGUAAGUUAAGUACUUAUUUUUACAAAAAUAAUUAGCUAACUGUUUAUGCUGUUAUAUAUUACUCUAUUGUAUAUAAACGAAAUAUUAUCUAUAUGUAAUAUUACUCAGUAAACAAAGAUAGAUCAUUGUCAAUUUACGGCAUUCAUGAAUCUGAUUGGAUAAAUUAUUGAGUCUCUAUACUCGGGAUGGAUGAACUAUAUACAUUCUUUUUUUAUUUUUUAUUCUAUCAUUUACUUUGUCCGGUUUUUAUUACUACUUGUAGUUGUUGUCAGGAAGAUGCUGCUGCCCAUCUCCUGUUUCAGUUUCCCUCUGUCCCUUUUUACGACAUCUGCGGGAUGAUAUGGUAGUAUGGAGUCUCCUGCGGCACCACUAUGCUGGCUUUUUCUCUUAUUUCACAAAAGAAUUUGGUUUCAGUCAAUACCAAAUCAUCAUGAGGCUAGAGAUAAGAUUCAAUUCACACCAAUUAGUCAUAUAGAUAUCAGGCCAGCAGAGUGUGAUGUAGAAAAUAAUUGUAAGGACGAUAUGUUUAGCCUUGAUUUUGUUAAAGUUGAGGAAGAGAAUUUCGAAAUUGAGAAUUCCACAUUUGAAGAAAAUUGGAAUCAUGAAAUAGGUAAGAUAUACACAUUUUGUAAUAUUAAUAAAAUAAGCUACAAGUUACCUAAUGGCAAGUGGUUAGUGUAGCCCAUGGACACAAAAUUAUAUUAUAGUGACAUAUUGGGGCGGAUUAAGCCGUAUGUUCCAGACGCGUACCAAUGUUGAGUAAGACAAGGCGCUUUUAACACAAACGUUACGCAUUCUUAAUAGAAUGGCUGAUGACAGUGAUCUAUUCUGUUGCACCUUGAGUGAAUACACUAGGGUAGGAUUGUUUACAAUUGUUUACAGUUAAUGACCACACUCCAACUCGUCUCAUCGUCUUUUUCUUUGAUAGCUUCCUGCAAUCUUCUUAUUUGGCCUGGGUAGUCGAGACUAUAAGCCGGAAAUAAUGGCUCCCUUUUCCAAAUAUUCCACCAUAAUUAUUCCUUCAAAAACGUACGCCAUAACCUUUCCCGCCGAACUUGGCACUUUGAAUUUCCUUGGUGUCUGGAGGAGGCUCGGUUCUAAACCAUUGAUUGUUGUUUGGUUUCAGGAUCGAAAUGGUAGAUCCAGGUCUCGCCCAUGGUCACGAAACGUAAUAAAAAAAAUCUAAUCUGCUUGGAACCUUUCGAGAUUAACCCUCGAUAUGUCGACAAAUUUUUUCUUUUGCUCGUCGGUUAACAUUCUCGGUACCCAAUGCGCAAUUAGUUCGCAACGUUUCUUUGACCACUGUCACAUGAGAUCCCUGUGACGUCAGCUAUAUGCCUGAUGGUCACUCUUCGAUCUACCAAUACGAUGUCUUCAACUCUUUUCACUUUAUCUUCAGUGAGGGAUGUGAAUGGGCGUUCAUCUUCCGUGGAUGUUCUGCCCAGCUAAAACUCCUCAGCCUAGCGUGCAACUGUGGAAUAUAGAGGAGCAAGAGUCCCUCUAAUGUUUUACCAAGUCGUUGUGUAUAUCUUUGGUAGACAUUUUUUAAACAGAGAGAGCUCUCAUUAAAUUUUUCUCCAUUUUCAUGUUAUCUCUUUGAUGAUUCGUAUUCAAAUGAAUGUACCUCUCGAGAAUUGUAGCCUAUUUAUUUAGACGUUUGGCGCGUAAAAAUUAGAAUGGCCUAGCACUUGACUUGACGGGUUAGCAAAAAUAAAUAUUUAAGGUUAACUGAGAGGUGUAGCCUAAUGCUAUACUAUUCCUCAUGAAAAAACCCUUCCACUUUAUUAUAUUAGUAUAGAUUACAAAGUUAUAAUGCAGUUGUUGUGUUAUGUUCUUGUUAUUUUUAUGUUUAUGUCAUAUUCUCUUACUCUUUAGGUGUUUUUUUUUUAUAGGAGAGGGGGCAAACGAGCAUGCGGCUCACCUGAUGGUAAGUGACUACCGCCGCCCAUGAACAACUGCAACACCAGGGGAAUCGCAGAUGCGUUGCCGGCCUUUUAAAAAGGAGUACGCUCUUUUCUUGAAGGUCCCUAAGUCGUAUCGGUCCGGAAAAAUCGCUGAUGGUAAUCGAUUCCACAAGGAGGUCGUGCGAGGAAGAAAACAUCUUCUAAAUCGCACAGUGGUGGACCGCCAAUCAUCCAGAUGGUGUGGAUGGUAUCGGGAGUUCUGCCGCGAUGUGCGUUCGUGAAAUUUGGCGGCUGGGAUUAAUCCGAACAAUUCCUCAGAGCACUCCCCAUGGUAGAUGCGAAAGAAAAUGCAAAGGGAUGCAACAUCUCUUCGCAGUGCCAAUGAAUCGAGCCGAUCGGAAAGGGCUCGGUCGUCGACAAUUCGAGCCGCUCUGCGUUGGAUGCGGUCAAGUGGAAGGAGCUGGCACUGGGGAGCCCCUGCCCAGAGAUGGGAACAGUAUUCCAUGUGAGGCCGAACUUGCGCCUUGUAAAGUAGCAGGCGGUGUGCCGGCAUGAAAUACUGUCCCGCUCUGCUGAGCACGCCAAGCUUUUUAGAGGCCAAUUUGGCCUUCCCUUCCAAGUGACCACGAAACUGCACGUCACUCGAUAUGUCGACUCCGAGGAUACCGAUACUGGCUGAGGCAAGAAGGGGAGUGCCUUGAAACUGAGGAGAUACGACAAAGGGGUUCUUUUUAGCGGUAAACGCGCAAACUUGUGUCUUCUGAGGAUUAAAUUGGACUAGAUUUAGUCGCCCCCAAUCCGAGACUUUGUUCAGCAAAGACUCGACUUCAGACACAAGUUUGUUCCGGUACUCAGCGACGUUUUCCCGAGAAAUAUUGGCACGGCCGGUGUAUAGAGCAUCACCAGUGCUGUCAUCCGCAUAGCAAUGAAUGUUACCAGUUAGCAACAUAUCAUUGAUAUGCAGAAGAAACAGCGUUGGUGAUAGCACACAGCCUUGUGGAACACCAGCGUUAAUAGGCUUGUAGUCAGAGCAUGCACCGUCUACAACGACCUUGAUGCUCCGAUCUGCAAGGAAGCUGGUGAUCCAAUUGCACAAUUUCUCGGGAAGCCCAUAGGAAGGGAGCUUCGAAAGAAGCGCUUUGUGCCAAACCCGAUCGAAGGCCUUCGCAAUGUCCAGACUAACGGUCAACGCCUCCCCCUUGGACUCUACUGCCUCCGCCCAUCUAUGGGUCAGGUAGACCAGAAGAUCACCAGCUGAUCGACCCCGACGAAAACCGUAUUGGCGGUCACUAAUCAGCUGGUGAUCCUCAAGGUACCGGAUGAGCUGGCAGUUAAUAAUGGAUUCCAUUAUUUUGGAGAACAAGGAGGUGAUCGCGAUAGGCCUAUAGUUGGAUGGGUCUGAGCGGUCGCCUUUUUUAGGGAUCGGGUGGACAAAAGCUGUCUUCCAUGAAUUCGGGACUACGCCUUGAGAGUAGGAGUACCGGAAAAGACGCGUUAGGACCGGUGCCAACUCCGGAGCACACGUCCUCAGCACAAUUGGAGGGAUUCCGUCAGGCCCACUCGACUUCUGGAUGUCCAGGGAGAGCAGUGCUUUGCGAACCGAACGCUGUGAGAACAGCACAUCCGGCAUGGAGCACUCACACCGCGGGAUGGUCGGCGGUGUUUUCCCCCCGUCAUCAAGAGUCGAGUUGGACGCAAAAAGGGAGCCUAAAAGGUCGGCUUUGUCUUUUGCGUCAUGGGCCAGUGAGUCAUCCUCCCUGUGCAGAGAUGGUAGUGAUGGCUUACAGAAAUUCCCUUGGACAGCCUUGGCGAGAGACCAGAAUGCACGGGUUCCCGAAGGAAGGCGAACUAGUUUCUCGCCAAUUCUGCCUAUGUGCUCUGACUUUUCUUUUUUGCAAGCUUAUGGAAGACAGCCUUAGUGCAUUCGAUUCCUAAAAAAGGCUGCGACCUAUCCAAAUACUGGCCUAUCGCCGUCACCUCCUUGUUCUCCAAAAUCAUGGAAUCCAUUAUUACCUGCCAGCUCACGCGGUACUUUGAAAAGCAUAAGCUGAUUAGUGACCUUCAAUACGGUUUCCAUCGAAGCUGUUGGGAUCAAUAGAACGGAAACGGCGUGUAUGUAUGUAUACAUACAUACAAAAGACAUACAUACCUACUUACAAAAUUAACUAUUUUAUUGGUGCCAAUGGAGGGGGGACCUGGGUUGCUAGCGUACUGUGAAAUUUUACGGCAAACAAAAAAGCCUCCGAGCUACCAGGGCUUUUUAUGAAUCUUUGUAUGGCCUGUAAAUAAUUCCUCUAUCUUAAUCUUCCCGUAAACUUCCUCUGCUGAACAGGGAAGAAUCUCUCCCAAUGUAGGGAGAAUUUGCCUUGAGCGUCACGCUUGGCAUAGGACUGACAAUCGCAGAACCAGACGUGAGCACCUCUGGCAAUGUCGCUUGGCGCCGGUCUCGAUAUUUUAUAUCUGAAAUAAACGAGCUGGUUAUACCGGCGUCUGCCGGAAGCCAUCAGAUUUUUCUGGCAAACCCAAAGUUGCCUCUUACGAAACCCACGGGACAACAUGUAAUGAUAAAUUCUCUUAUAAUUUCCUUUACACGCAAACUUCGACUGUACUGUAUGUAUAACACUAGUUCUGUGUGGAAUUCGAAACAGCGAUUAUUAGAUUAAUGUAAUUAUAACAUGGUCAGAAGAACCAUUCUUUCCCACCAAAAAAGAAAAUGAGAGACAUUAUUCGGAGUAAUUGGCUAAAAUACUUUAUAUUUGGCAACAAUCUAGCAACAUUAUUUAGUAUAAUUAUGCCCAUUGUAAACCGUUUAAGGUGUCUUGCAAUAAAGAUGCAAUAACAUACAAUAAAUAAAAAGUUUAACUACGACAAAUAAUUUUUCAGAAACUUCUGAAAAGAAGAUUAAAUCAAAUUCUACUGAUUGUAACAUAAACGAUGUUCGUGAAGAAAACCUCGAUUUUGAAGGCCCUACUAUUAAAUCAAACCCU